AUUAACAUUGAUUGAAGUUGGUUUUCUGAAGUGCUUUGUUAAACUUUAGUUGAAGUUGAACUUACAGACACCCGAGUUGCUUUAUGUCUUGGCUCAGCGGCUUAGCUUCUAUGCCUUUGGUUAUUUCUUUGUCGCGGCUGAUGGAUGGAUAACAUAUAGCAGCAUGCACAAUUUUAACAUUAUAUUUAUAAAUAUAUGUGGGUCUCUAAUAUUUAAAAAAAUUUACAGUGUACAAACAAUGGCGGAUUGAUUAGGAUUCAGGGAACUUGGAGCGAAGUUUCUUUGAAGCAUCAGAUAUUCUAAUCUUGAGCCACUGUAUUAAUUUCAGCUAAAAUUAUAUUUUAAAGCAACAGAGCAACUCCAACAACCACGAAUCCAUUCCCAGAUUGCCCAACCUCUCAUUCAUUUUUCCCACACUACCCACUUUCAUUCAAUCUUUCCCUAAAUACCCACCUUUUGUACUUCAGCCAUGAAAAAAACAAAAAGCCUGGCCCACAUGCUCUUAAAUCAAUGCACAGGUAAUUUUAUCUUAUACACCUACAUGCAUAAAUUGCAACAAGCCACCCAAAUUUCAUAUAACUUACGUAUCUACUUUCAUCAAAUUUAAAUUCAUUUUUAACAUAUUUAUACAUUAAAAAUAACUAAAAAUUAUAUAUUAAAAAAUAUUUAAUAAAUAAUAACAAUAUGUCAUUAUAUAUAAUCUAAUACAUUAUAUAAUUUUGAUACUUUUUAUGAGUUAUCAAAUCAACUAUUUACAAAAUAAUAUAUACUGCACAAUAUCUAGCUUUUUGAAAAAUAAUGCUUAACUUUACAGGCUUUUGUCUACUCAAAUUUAAAGUGUAUUGUCUACUCAAUUUUAAAUGCAGAAUUGUCAUUUCAACUGUUUGGCUUUAUAUCAACUCAACUAUUCAUACUUUAUGUCUUGUCCAAUUGCUAAAUUUUGGAUCUAAAUUUUCGGAUGGCUAUAUAUACCUUGCAAUAUGUGCUGAUAUAUAUCAAGCUAAUCAGGUUUGUUUUUGUUUGCAUUUUUUUAGUUCAUGUAUUUUAGUAUGCUAUACUAAUAAUCUUACUAUUUUUUGCAGAUGGAGAAUUCUAUCGAUGAUGAUAUAAUGAGAUCGAAUCUUAUCUAUAAUUUGAGUAGAGACGAUGAAUUUAGUGCUUUACAUGAUUCAGAAAUUGGAACAGAUGGGGAUGACACUGAUGAUGGUGGUGAUUCUGAGUCGACAAAUAGUGAUAAUGAUGAAGAUGAUGAAGAAUAUGUUCCUACUGCACCAUGGUUCACAGAAGAAGCCACUUCUAACAAGUUUAGCAAUAGUUCAGGUGCUCCUUCUAACUUAAACUCUCUUACUGAUGACUUGUUUGUUGGCCAAUGUUUUGUAGAUAAGCAAACUGCCAUAAAUGCAAUACAAACGAGUAAUAUAAGAGAUUCUAGAAAUUAUCGUGUUUCCAAGAGCGAUACAACAAGAUUUGAGGCGAAAUGUAUCGUAGACGAAUGUCCAUGGAAAAUUCGUGUUAUAAAACGAAAGUCGAGUGGUUAUUUUCAAAUAACAAAACUGCCUGCCGAACAUACUUGUCUUUUGAGAACACUUCAACGGGAUCAUAAGAAACUCAGCUCGAGCUUAAUCGCUAGUGUUAUAAAACAACAAAUCACGGAGAGUCCAUACUUAAAAGUGCAUAAUAUCAUGAAUCAAAUCACAUCUAUGUACCAAUAUCAUGUUAGUUACAAGAAGGCAUGGAUUGGCAAGCAAAAGGCAAUAUCAGAUGUGUAUGGAGAUUGGACAACUUCUUAUUCCAAACUUUCUAGAUUUUUUAGUGCUUUGAUGCAUUAUAAUCCAGGUACGGUUACAUUAAUUGAAGCUGAUCCUAUAAAUCAUAACACAUCUGUGUGUAAGCGUGUGUGGUGGGCAUUUAAACCAAUGAUAGAUGGGUGGCAACAUGCUCGACCAGUUAUAACCAUUGAUGGUACGUUUCUGAAAGGAAGAUACAAUGGAAAGUUGUUGAUUGCUAUGGGUUUUGAUUCACAUUUUCCUGGUUCUCAUUUGAAGAUGUUAUGUUGGUUGGCUGGAAAUACUUCUCAAUUGAGAAAAUUUGAAGCAGUUAUGGACAAGAUAAAAGAGCUUAAUCCUGAUGCUGAGAAGUGGUUACGAAAGAUUCCGUUGGCACGAUGGAGGAUAUCGGUAUGGUCAGGCGACUACAAAUAUGAUUGAAAGUUUCAAUGGACUCUUAAGGUCAGCUCGUUUUCUCCCAGUCACAUCUAUGAUUGAGUAUAUCUAUUAUCGUUCUGUCAAGUUGGUUGUAGAAAGGCGCACUCAAACAUUGAGUGACCUUCAGGAUGGACAUACAUAUUGUAAAAAAUCGAGAGAGCUGUUUGAGAAAAUAGAAGAGAAGGCUUCAGCCCACAAGGUUAUUCCAUAUAAUGAGCAAAGAGGGGUCUUUGAGGUUAUUACUGCACGUUAUCGAACAACGAAUGGAUUUUGGAAAGGAGGAAACAAACACACACUAAAUUUGUUUCAAGGUUUCUGUUCUUGUGGAAAAUAGAGUCGGCAUCACUCUCCAUGUUCACAUAUAGUUGCUGCGUGUUUAGUAUGUAAUCUCGAUUGGAAGCAAUACAUCGAAGGUUAUCACAAUCUAACAAUAUUGUAUGAAAUGUGGAAGUACGAAUUUUAUCCACUACCCAAUCAAGCUUAUUGGACGUUUCCACUAGCAUACAAUUGGGAGAUGUAUGGUACCCUUAUUGCUGACGAAAAUCUGAGGAAGAAGAGGAAGAAACGUGGACAAAGAGGCCAAAGUCAACGUAUUCGAACGGAAAUGGAUAAUUCUCAAAGAGUUAAAACUUGUGGGAGAUGCGGUCAAGAAGGUCAUACAAGACGGAGUCGCCGAUGUCCACAUCACGGGCAUUAGUUUUAAAAAUAUUAUUUUGUUGUAUUUUAAUUAUCAAGUUUAAUUUUAUUUUAAACUUCUUUGAUAAAAUAUUUUAGAAUUGUUAAAUUUAAUAUUAGAUGUUUUUUUUUUU
This is a messenger RNA of Daucus carota subsp. sativus, 3013 nucleotides long. RefSeq lists its product as uncharacterized. The coding region runs from base 1083 to 2207 and encodes 374 amino acids. The record is from RefSeq and is a predicted model, not a curated record. The transcript is spliced from 2 exons. Lineage: Eukaryota; Viridiplantae; Streptophyta; Magnoliopsida; Apiales; Apiaceae.